Racocetra fulgida is the source of this 253-nucleotide messenger RNA. The record is from the annotation of a GenBank genome assembly. Lineage: Eukaryota; Fungi; Glomeromycota; Glomeromycetes; Diversisporales; Gigasporaceae.
AUGCCAUUAUCAACAUUGUUAGAUGAACAUAUAAUCAAAACCAAGGAAAAACUUAACAAUUGGAAUUAUAAAUUUUACUGCAAAGCGUGCAUUGAAAAAUUGGGCGAGGAUGAAGGAAAAAAAACUUCUUUCCCUAACAAAACCGACAGGAUAGUCCAGCAUCUCAAAAAAUGUAAUUAUUUCAUUGAAAAAACGACACCAGAACAGAGAGAAGAAAUUUUCAGUUUAUCUGAUGAUCAAAAAAAACAACCAA